Molecule: messenger RNA, 388 nt
Organism: Maylandia zebra (zebra mbuna)
Lineage: Eukaryota; Metazoa; Chordata; Actinopteri; Cichliformes; Cichlidae
Product: thioredoxin-like
Source: RefSeq, a predicted model, not a curated record
UCUAUUUUUUGUUGUCAGGUUAAUUAUAAGAUUCAAAUCUAUUUCAAACUAUGUUGUUGGUUUUUGAUUUCUCUCCAGGUAGAGUUCAAUAACAUCCUGAAGGAAGCUGGAAACAAGCUGGUGGUGGUGGACUUCACAGCCACUUGGUGUGGCCCCUGCCAAAGGAUUGCCCCAGUGUAUGAGAAAAUGGCUGCGGCGCCUCAAUAUGACGACGUGAUUUUCCUGAAGGUGGACGUGGAUGCUGCCCAUGAUGUGUCCUCAUCCUGUGGAAUCAGAUCCAUGCCCACGUUCCAGUUUUACAAGAAUGGCCAAAAGCUCCACGAGUUCUCCGGAGCUGAUGAAGCUACACUACUUAAAAAAGUACACGAGCUGAGAUAAGAAGUCCAGU